Messenger RNA from Durusdinium trenchii, 711 nucleotides. NCBI's taxonomy places the organism in Eukaryota, Dinophyceae, Suessiales, Symbiodiniaceae. The record is from the annotation of a GenBank genome assembly.
AAUAGAGCCAGAUAGAGCCAGUAUGAAUGCAAUUUGUUGGGACGUGGGGGGACAUGGGAUUGCAAGGGGGAAGUUGUGGAUUCAUUGUCUUUCCCAUGCGUUUUUUGGCACAAAUAUCAGCGAAACCGCCCAACACCACACGUGCACUAGCCGACCGACAUGAUGGCUAAAGAAUUCUGGGCGAUUGAUGAAACCCUGUUGUUGCUCAUCAUUGUCUGUGCAGCAGCUGGGACGCUGCUGUGGAUGUUCAACCAGAUUAAGUUGAUGAUUGGAUGUGCGCAAGCCAAGCAAGUAGCUGAUGAUCUACUGGCUGCGCAACAAGAGAUCUUGGAUCUACGUGAACAAGUGGCCAACUUGCAGUCGGACCUCAAACUUGAGAAGGAACGCUGUUUGCGCCUUGAAGCCUUCAUUGAUGGUGAGGCUCCAACGAGACCAAGUUCAGAUCCAAAUCCUUCUGUCCAUUCAAUUCGUCCACAGCACGUGUAUUUUGCACCUAAAUAUGGUCACUGUUGGCACGCUGAUCGAAAUUGCCAGCAUUUGCGCCGAGGGGCUGUUGCGCAACUAGUACCUUGUUCUAGGUGUGCACCACGCCACUUCUAAAUUAAUGUGCGCUGCAGCCAGUACAUUAUUAUAGCACCUACCAACUUUUGCGCGCGAAGGAAAACAGCAGAGCAUGAAGAGGUGUCUGAUGGCAGGAAGGGUUGUUGAGGG